This is a messenger RNA of Hyphopichia burtonii NRRL Y-1933, 857 nucleotides long. RefSeq lists its product as uncharacterized. The transcript has a single exon. Bases 155 to 646 code for a protein of 163 amino acids. NCBI's taxonomy places the organism in Eukaryota, Fungi, Ascomycota, Pichiomycetes, Serinales, Debaryomycetaceae. The record is from RefSeq and is a predicted model, not a curated record.
CCAGCUUAACCACCUGACUAGAGGUAUUCAUUCAUAUCGGAACUGACUCAAUUGAGGUUUCCAAUAAGGAUUGACUCUCAUCAAAUCUCAUAGUCAAUUAACAAAACAAGGUUUUAAAAAAAUUGCGCAUUAGCUUUUGCAACACUACUGAAAAAUGAGUUACAACGGAUAUUACAACUUUGCACCCAAUAUCCCUGAAAUUAUUCCAAUGAGUAGUUCCCACCACGAUUACUAUUACAAACCUUCUGAUCCGUACUAUUAUGAACAAGGUACUUACCCACCAUCCAGUUCGUUCGUACCUCCUAAUUACACUGCACCACCUUCCUCUUAUCCAGCUCAAAACUCUUAUUCAAAUGGUGAAUAUGACCAGAACAAAAAUUCACAAUAUCGGGAAACUGGAAAUCGCCCAGAUGAAGAUACCUCCAAAAAACAAGCUCUCCAAGAAGACCUGGAUGAAAAGGCUAAAGGUCUGAUGGCUGAUCUUGUUGAUUCAAACAAAGAUGAAAUAUUGGCUAACCAGCAAAGUCGAUUUAAAAUCAUCUCGGAAGCAAAGCUUCACCGUGUAGAAAUUAUAUUUGAGAUUUUAAAAAUAGCUUGGAUCGGACUGGACGUCAAAUUUCUCGUCAAGCAAGUGAGGUUAAUAUGAAUGAUAUUUACCAACAAGUUCAGAAAGCUUUGGAAACAUAUCAUGGUGAGAAGCUCAUUUUUGACCCUUUUAUUAAAUCUGUGGUUGAGAUUCAAUUUUCUGUUAUUUCCCGGGCUUAUUUCGAGUAUUAUCUAGCUUUGAUCAAAGCUAUGACCGAGGAGAUGUUAAUAGUUUUUGAAAGUAAAGUUGCCCCUCGAGAACUUAUUACUGA